AUGACGAAUUUAAUUAUUAAAAUUAUUUUUAUCGCAUUUAAUAUACUGAUUUUAUCAACCACACAUGUUACUUGUGUUUUUAAUAUUGAUGAUCAGAAAUUUGAGUUGAUAGACCUUAAAAAUGUUAAUACUAAUAAAUACAGUAUAAUUUUAUCCGAAAAUGACCCCAAUGCGGUUAAAAUAGUUCCAAAGAAUGAUAAUUUCGUUGAUAUGGUAUUGAUCUCUGAUCAAGUCUUAUGGUUAAAAAAGGGAGCCGAAAGAUGUUCUGAAAUUUUACUCACCAAAGUUGCAGAGCAUCAUGUAUUAGCUUCUUUAAAAUUGGUAUAUAGAAAGAAAUAUUCAGUCAUUAGUUUUGCUAUAGACCAUGAUACUAUAUUUGACACUGGUAACGUAUCUUCCUUUUUAAUACUAAACGAUAUUUAUCAAGCCGCCACUCAAGAAGCUGAAAACAAAAUUUCAGAAGAUAAGAGUGUUAAGGGCUCUUACGAAGAAUCUGAAUUGUAUGAAUCAUUUAAUAUCGGUUGGGAAUUUGACAAGUUGUAUUUCUUAAGUACUGAUGAACCUGGUUCAAAAUUCUCAAAGGUUUAUGAACCUGUUGGCGGGGUAAAGAUCAAUAAAAUUUUCCAUUUCGGAAACCUUGUUUGCGAGGCCUCAAAGGAUGAAAAAAGCUUUGUAAGGAUUGAAGUUAAUAGUAAUGAUACUAGUGAAACUAUGUUUCUAUUAGUCAAGGCAGAAAACGAUACUACCAAAUAUUUUAGAUUCAAUAUAGACUGGGUUGCUCUUAGUAGGGAGAAAUACUACAAAUUUUUGGGUGAUUUUACUAAAAAAUUUGCUCCAGUCGACUCUGCUGAUUCAACCAGCAAAUCCGAUAUUAAGGAAGUUACUUCAGGCGUAGAUCAAGAGAAUUGUCUUCACAUUGUUCGGGAUGGCUUAUAUCCUUCUAACUUUGAAAAAUAUUCAUUAAAUCUUUCAAAUAUUAAAAUUAUAAGGCUAUCUCCCAGAGACAUUUCUACAAUUCCUACUACAAAGAAACUCAAGAUUUGGGGUUAUGAAAUUGGUUUGAGAAAAGAAUUUCAGGUCACUGAAAUAUUUUUAACAAAGAUUUCGGACAAAUCAAUUGUUGUUGAGAUAUCUAUAAGGCAUGAAGGUGUAAGGGACAAGAAUCUUUGCUUUAUUAGAACUUCAGGCAAUGGGAAAUUUUCAGUUAUUAGUGAGAAGGACUUGUUUGACAUGUUUUUGUCUGAUUUUAUUAAGAACGUAAAAAUGGAAAAAUUAAAACACUUGUCCAUGUUACCUAACAUAAAGGGGAAGGAGAUUACCAAAUUACCUAAAGAGAUUUUGGAUAUAAUUUUGCCUGAUCACUUAUCAGGUACUGAUAUUGCUACUCAAACUGAAGAAUUUUAUACACCAACUCAUAAAAAAGGUGCCAAAAUACAGCAUACUUAUGCACCUAAACAUGAAAUGCACACUCAAACUGAACCUAUUGUCGAACCUACUGUGCAAGAAACUAUCCCAAAGACAAAAUUAACCCACAAAGAUGACUCUAAAAAACUAUCAACUAGUGGUCAUACUAAAGCUAAACAGUCUGUAAAAGAGGAAAGUCCAGCUCAUUCCAAGACGGACUCAGUUGACAAAAAGAAGUUAAGGACAACUAAGAAAAGCGAGGAGUCAAGCUUCUUGGUUAAUAAAGAUAUGAUUUUCUUUAUUAUUUCAUUAUUAAUUUGUUGA
Theileria annulata is the source of this 1728-nucleotide messenger RNA. RefSeq lists its product as uncharacterized. NCBI's taxonomy places the organism in Eukaryota, Apicomplexa, Aconoidasida, Piroplasmida, Theileriidae. Bases 1 to 1728 code for a protein of 575 amino acids. The transcript has a single exon. The record is from RefSeq and is a predicted model, not a curated record.